AUGCAAUCAGAAAAGAUUUUAUCUGUAGCAUCUUCAAGCAAAUCUACCGUUCCUAAAUCAAAGAAAAAGCAAAAUGUUAUAGAUAGAGAAAGAGCUAUACUUAAUAUACUUGCUAAAAUUGAUCGUUCAAAAGAAGUUGACCUUUGUUACGUUUUAGACUGUUCUAUGGGAAGUUAUAUCGCUGCUGCCAAAAAAUGCAUUUUACAGGUUACAGAGCACAUUAAGAAUACAAAUCCAUGUAUUAAAGUUCGUAUCGGUUUUUGUGGCUAUCGCGACUAUAGGGACAACCCUAAGAUAGAAAUCUUUGAUUUUACAAACUCUUUUGAAAAAUUUCAACAAAAUUUGGCUAAAGUAACAGCUAUUGGUGGUGGUGAUGCCCCAGAGGAUGUUUUUGGAGGUCUUAAUUCUGCUAUAACUCGAUUAUCUUGGAAUGAUUGUACUAGAGUUCUACUACAUAUUGGUGAUUGUCCACCACAUGGACGACGUUUUACUAAUUUAUUAGAUGAUUAUCCAAAUGGAGAUCCAAACGGUUUAACUGCUGAAAGUGUAUUAGAAAAAAUGAAAUCAGAAAAAAUUCUCUACUUUUUUGGAAAAAUUACGGAAUAUACUGAUGAAAUGAUUCGAAUAUUUCACAGUAUAAUUGGUGAUUUUCCUGUAUUUGAUCUUGAAGGAGGUGAUCCAACGCAAUUAAUUAAUAAAUUUAUCAAGGCUACCACAUCAUCCAUUAUAUCUUCUGUUUCACUAGCCAGCACCAUUGGAAGUAGAGUGGGAGAUGUGUAUUCUUCUCGACAAAAAAUUUUUACUGACCCUAAAGUACCUGAUUGGAGCACUCUUUCAUCGCAAACCGGAGAAAUAUUGAAUUAUCAUAUUCUUAAAUCUCUAGAUGAACUUAAAGAUCAAAGAUUCUUCGGAAAGGAGAAACUCUAUACCCGAAAGUUUUCUUUUAAAAUUGCACCACGCCUGUUUUCAACAGGUGUUGAAAAACGAGCAUAUUUUGCCACUAGUGCAAUUAACAGACCAUCAGAAACAAUGGUGAUGAAAAAAUACAUUCAAAUUAUUUCAGAUGAUAUUUUUAAAAAAUAUCUUGAAGCUAUAGAAAUCUCUGCUGUAGCGAAUUAUCUUUCAAAAAAAUUUAAUUUAAUUGCAAAAACAAAAAAAAUUUCACCAGUAAAUUUCCUUCGUGCAAAAUUAGUGCGUUUAAUCAUUAAUAACAGAACUAAUUAUUAUAUUCUAGAAGAAGAACUUUGUGGUGCAGAGUUUAAGCGAUUCAAUACAAAUAGUGGGAUAAUUACAUUAUCUCGUCCUACUCUUGAAGCAUUUUCACAUUUUACAUAUGAACAUACUAAAGGAUAUUUAGUCGUUUGUGAUCUUCAAGGAAUUGAACUUAAAGAUCAGUUCUUAUUAACUGAUCCGGCGAUACAUUGUGCUGAUAAUUCAAGAUUUGGACAUACAAAUUUAGGCCAAGAAGGAAUUGCUAGGUGUUUUUUAGCAAAUCAUAAAUGUAAUGAAAUUUGUAAAAAGUUAGGUUUAGAACUUGUAUCCAAUUAA
This is a messenger RNA of Cetraspora pellucida, 1548 nucleotides long. The record is from the annotation of a GenBank genome assembly. Lineage: Eukaryota; Fungi; Glomeromycota; Glomeromycetes; Diversisporales; Gigasporaceae.